Molecule: messenger RNA, 1885 nt
Organism: Labeo rohita (rohu)
Lineage: Eukaryota; Metazoa; Chordata; Actinopteri; Cypriniformes; Cyprinidae
Product: UDP-glucuronosyltransferase 2C1
Exons: 2
Coding region: 104-1699 (531 amino acids)
Molecular function (GO): UDP-glycosyltransferase activity
Source: RefSeq, a predicted model, not a curated record
UAUACUGUUACUUCCGCGUUAUCCCAUAUCAGUGGAAAUCAGUUGUAUUGUAGCAGCUCUGUCUUUUAAUGGUUUGGGUUGGUGUCCUUUCUGCGAAGGCAAGAUGAGACCAUUUUCUAAGAAUACAGUUUCCGUCUCACUCUGGAUUACAAUUGCAUUCUGUUUUGGUUCUUUCUGUGAUGGUGGCAAAAUCUUGGUGGUGCCUUUGGAGGGAAGUCACUGGGUGAACAUGGAAGUCCUCAUCAAGGCUUUACAUGGUCAAGGGCAUAGCGUUGAUGUAAUACGCACCUACAACAGCUGGUUUGUAAAGGAGAACUCAACUUAUUACAACUCUAUAACCAUACCUAACACCAAAGGAAUAGAUGAAGAAUUUAUAGAUGACAUGCUCAACAAACUAAUCGACUAUGAAAAAGGAAAGAGCCACUGGUUGAGUAUAGUGUGGCUGCAAUUGGAUUUAAUUCGUGCCAUUUAUAAAACCCAAGAAAUGAUUUGUCAGCUUAUAACAAACAUAUUUGAAAGUGAGGAAAUUCUGAAGACGCUGAAAGAAAAGCAGUACGAUCUGGUGCUCACCGAUCCGGUAUGGGGUGCAGGCAUUAUCCUGGCUCAUAAACUCAAGUUACCCAUGGUUUAUAAUGUGAGAUGGAGUGCUACUGGAGAGGGACACUUUGACAUCGCUCCCUCACCAAUGUCCUACAUCCCUGUCACAGGAUCUAGAAACACAGACAAAAUGAAUUUUUUUCAAAGAGUAAAAAAUAUUUAUUCCUAUUUUCUAAUGAACAUUCUGUAUUCCCACUUUAAUAUGCAACAGUACCAAGUACUUUGUGACAAAUAUUUUGAUCCACCUGUACGCUUUCAGGAACUUCUCCAGGGGGCUGAUAUAUGGCUUAUGAGGGUUGAUUUUGUUUUUGAAUUUCCACGUCCAACAAUGCCAAAUAUCAUCUACAUUGGCGGCUUUCAGUGCAAACCAGCGAACGCCCUUCCGCAUGACCUAGAAAACUUCAUGCAAAGUUCUGGAGAGCACGGAGUCAUAAUCAUGUCUUUAGGGUCAUUUAUCAGUGUCCUACCAGAUGAGUUAACAGCAGAAAUAGCCACUGCUUUUGCUCGUCUCCCUCAAAAGGUGAUUUGGAGAUACACUGGAAAAAGACCAUCUACUUUGGGCAACAACACAUUACUGGUUGACUGGAUGCCACAGAACGAUCUUCUAGGGCAUCCAAAGACCAAACUUUUUAUUGCACAUGGUGGAACCAACGGGGUUCAAGAGGCUUUGUAUCAUGGUGUUCCAGUAGUUGGAAUCCCAUUCUUUUUUGACCAGUAUGACAAUCUUCUUCGUUUACAAGAAAGGGGAGGAGCCAAGAUAGUUACCAUCGGAACUUUAGAUAAAAACACAUUGUACGCAGCUAUUCAGGAAGUAAUCAGUGAUCCAUCCUACAGGCUGAGCAUGCAGAGACUCUCUCAUCUACACAGAGACACACCAGUUAAACCUUUGGACAGUGCCCUCUUCUGGAUUGAGUUUGUAAUGAGACACAAAGGUGCUGCUCACCUUCGUUCAGAAUCCUACAAACUGCCAUGGUACUCCUAUUACUCAGCAGAUGUUGCAGUUACAUUGUUCGCAGUUGUUCUAAUAUUUACUCUCUCCAUAUUUUUCACAGUUAGAUAUCUGUGUGUUAAGUGCUGCAGCAGAAAAAAGAAAACUGACUGACAUAUUUGCAUAAGAAGUAGAUCACUUAUAUUGAUUCUGUUUAAUGUCUUUUGAUUCUGUUUAAUGUGUGAUGAAAAGGAAACAUGAAAAAAAAAAUUUGAAACUGCAUCCAAAUUGUGUGUUGGCAUUCAUCAGGUACAUUCACUUGAAUAAAUACUGAAUUCUUCCUCUGUCUGUGCAUGUGUG